This is a messenger RNA of Pseudophryne corroboree (corroboree frog), 2803 nucleotides long. It is a transcript of the gene PPM1D, whose product is annotated as protein phosphatase, Mg2+/Mn2+ dependent 1D. The coding region runs from base 301 to 2004 and encodes 567 amino acids. The transcript has 6 exons. Lineage: Eukaryota; Metazoa; Chordata; Amphibia; Anura; Myobatrachidae. Gene Ontology annotation, molecular function: cation binding; protein serine/threonine phosphatase activity; mitogen-activated protein kinase binding. Gene Ontology annotation, biological process: negative regulation of gene expression, epigenetic; peptidyl-threonine dephosphorylation. The record is from RefSeq and is a predicted model, not a curated record.
GCUGCCUCCCCCACUCCUGCCCUGGUAGUCGGUGCGCAUGCGUCGGGGCGUGGGGCUGCGCGCGGCACACACACACUCACAGCUGAUGACGGGCGGUGACGUCACGGCGGCGGCGGGGAGACAGCAGCUCGGAGCGGUGAGGAACAUAAACAAUAAGAAGAAGCGCGGGCGGCGGAGGCAGCAGAUCCCGGUGAGACGCGUUACUCCCUCCCGGCGCAUUGAUCCACAGAGCAACACUGGUAGUAGUGCUAUAGUGGCGGCUGUGCGCGUCUCCGGGACACGGCAACAAAGGAGGGGGUGAUGGAGGGUCCCUUUACCCUGCGGGUCAGCGUCUCCUCCGAUCAGGGCGGCAGGAAGUACAUGGAGGAUGUCACCCAGAUCCUGGUGGAGCCGGAGCCCGGCGAGGGCGAAUCACUCUGGGAGGAAGACGAGGAAGAAGCGGUGCUCCCCGCUCGUACUUCCGCCCAGGGCCGGGGUACCCCGGUUGGAGCGGGGGCUAAGAGCGGCCAGUCAGUGGGCUUCUUUGCCGUGUUUGACGGGCACGGAGGGCGAGAGGCCGCUCAUUUCGCCAGGGACCGCUUAUGGGGUUUCAUCAGGAAGCAGAGGGGGUUCAUGUCCCGGGAACCGGAGGAGGUCUGCGCCGCCAUACGGAAGGGCUUCGUAGCCUGUCACCAUGCCAUGUGGAAAAAGCUACCUGAAUGGCCAAAAACCAUGACUGGGCUGCCUAGUACCUCGGGAACUACAGCUAGUGUUGUUAUUGUCCGUGGGAAUAAGCUAUAUGUGGCCCAUGUGGGAGACUCCGGUGUUGUAUUUGGAUUGCAGAACAGUCCCAAGGAAACUGUGAAGGCCAUAGAGGUGACACAAGACCACAAACCAGAACUCCCCAGGGAAAGGGAGAGGAUUGAAGGACUUGGUGGCAGUGUGAUAAAUAAAUCUGGUGUAAAUAGAGUGGUGUGGAAAAGACCUCGUUUGACGCACAAUGGCCCUGUGAGGAGAAGUACAGUGAUUGAUCAGAUUCCAUUUCUGGCAGUGGCGCGUGCACUUGGUGACCUGUGGAGUUAUGACUUCUACAGUGGAGAGUUUGUGGUCUCUCCAGAGCCUGAUACGAGUGUACACACAAUUGAUCCUCAGAAGCACAAGUUUAUCAUCAUUGGCAGCGAUGGCCUUUGGAACAUGGUAUCUGCACAAGAUGCUGUCUCAUUGUGUCAGGAGCAGGAGAAGGCUAAUGUGUCUGAAGAGUAUGGCCAAUCUUCAGCAAAAGUCCUUGUGAGUCGUGCACUGACACAGUGGCGACAGCGUAUGCUUCGAGCAGACAACACUAGUGUCAUUGUUAUCUGUAUCUCCUCUCCAUCAGAAAAACAGAGGUCUUGUGCUAAUGAAGAACUGUUUGUUAACUUGUCUGAUGGUCCACGCUACAGCAGCCGGGAUAUGUACCUCAUGUCCACUUCACCAUGCUCCACACCACCAAUCAAGCUUUUGGAGGAUGAUCCAUGGUGGAGACUUACUCUUUCUGACCCUCUCCCAACCCUUGUCCGUCGAAAUGCCUUUUCUGAUAGUUGUAGUAAAUGGGGCUGUGAGUCAAGCAAAUCAAAGGCCCAUGUUUCAUCUACACUACGAGGGGAUUCGGGCAAGUCUGAAGAGAAGAGUAAUGUUUCCCAGUGGGCCACUGGCUCCUCCAGCAUCUCCCCUAUAUGUCUCUUUCCUGGGACCUCUUCACAUGUUGGAACAAGAAGUUCAAAAAUAACAGCUACUAAUACUCUUAAAACUGAAAUGGAAAAACUAGCGUCUUUAAAACGAACCUUGGAGGAGUCUAACAGUGGACCUGCAGUGAAAAAGUUAAGAAAGAACUUUACCAGAACUGAGGGGGUGCAGCCAGUAGUCCCCUCUACCACUCCGAGGAGGAGGAGCACCGACAGAGUGAUCAUGAGACGCAGCCUUAGAGGCCAGAAGAAACUUGGACAUCCUUUAUUACACCAGCCCAGAAAGAGUAUAUGUGUUUGCUGAACGCUCUCUUGGUCUGACUUGUAUGUUUGUUACUGUAUUCAUUUUUCUCAUCUCCAAGAAAGCUAAUGGAGUAAACUACUCCUUUUUUUUUUUUUUUUAUAACUUCUAUCCUCAUUUCCAGCACUUCACAUUCUGGAAUAUUCCUGUCCCAAACUGAACAUUUUGCACAAUAAGUUAUCAAGUAUUUUACUUUCACUUGCAGGCUUAUAUGGACAUCCAAACCUAUAGAUAGGUUUCAGUUAUUUAUACCUAAUAUUUGUCACUUAUGUAUUUAAUUUAGGCAUUUUAGGUUCACCAGGCCUGACUUGGUUUCAGACAAUUUAGCAAAAGCUGUACAUACAUCAACAACUAUUGUUGCAAUUUAUGGUAUAACAUUGUAAUUUUAUUUUUCAACCAUUAUGUUAAUUAUAUCUGAAUUUUCUUCCAGGAGUGAAUUAGAGUUCCUUUUUAAACUGGUAAUUAUGGUGAAUGGAUUUUCUUAGGCAAAUUUUAACUAACCCAUUGUACACAAGUGAUUUGGGAGUAGUUAUUUGCUUAAAUCUAGUGUACCUUUUGUAAUGACUUACAUGUGAGAUUUUAAAUAUUAUGAUCUUUUUAUAUUUAGAAAGAAGAGGGGGAAAUGUCUUAACCAUUUACUCUUCCACCCUUAAAAUGGUAUGAAUUUCUCUUUCUAGUGUAACAAUAAAUAUUGACAAGUGUGUAAUUAUCCCAUCUAGAACAAUACAUAAAAUGGGACUCGGCUGGAAAAAAACAGGUUGGGGACAAGCGGAAAACAAUAAAUUAUUUUCAUUUGGAUUAA